This is a messenger RNA of Mercenaria mercenaria, 1045 nucleotides long. RefSeq names its product macro domain-containing protein LIC_13295-like. Gene Ontology annotation, biological process: negative regulation of gene expression. NCBI's taxonomy places the organism in Eukaryota, Metazoa, Mollusca, Bivalvia, Venerida, Veneridae. Gene Ontology annotation, molecular function: transcription corepressor activity. The transcript has 2 exons. The record is from RefSeq and is a predicted model, not a curated record. Gene Ontology annotation, cellular component: nucleus; cytoplasm. The coding region runs from base 32 to 634 and encodes 200 amino acids.
AUUAGAAACAGAGUUGCGUUUUAACGAUAAAAUGGCAUCCAAAGAAGAGCCAAAUGCAUCAGAACUAGAGUCAAAGAGUGCAAAUAGAAAUUAUCAAAUACUAGCAAAUGAAAUGAUUCAUGAACCAGAACCAGACGUAUUCAGUUCAGAGGAAAUGCAAAGAUAUACAAUAUGUAAAAUGACCUGCGGAAGACGUAUCUCAGUUAUGAAAGGAUCAUUAGUGGAUCUUAGAGUAGAUGUAAUGGUGAACACGACAGACAAGGCUCUUUCAUUAACAACAGGACUUGCAGAGACCAUUAGUGAGAAAGGAGGAGAAAAAAUAAGGACUGCGUGUUACAAGUAUUUUCAAAAACAAGGAAGCAUAGAUGAGGGAGAAGCAUUUGUGAGUGAGGCUGGCAGCCUUCCUGCUAAACAUGUGGUGCACGUAAAUAGCCCAAUUAAGAGAGAAGAGACAGAAGACGAGCUGAGAUUACUCAGACAAACAGUCAUGAAUGCAAUGAUGCAAGCUUCAGUUAAAAACGCACAGACAAUCGCAUUACCAGCAAUCAGUUGUGGAAUUUCUGGGCAAGUUUGCUUACUGUAUAUACACUAUGCUUUAAAACAUUUAGUCCGUUAUAAGAAUGGGUCAAUUUAAAUACCUUGUAAUUUCAAACAUCUUAUUUAUUGUAAACUCGGUCAAGACAUUUCGUAACACCAUUUGCUUAGUAAAUUUUAAAAUUGUUAUGUACACACACUGUCUUGCAGUUGGUGGACUUUCCCCUUAAUGUUAAUCUUUUGCUGUUUGUUCCGAAGUCAGAAAACACUUUGAACAAGUGCUAUUUCAAAAAGAACACCAGUCAGGCAGUCAAACAAGUAGAAUUUUGAUGCAAUGUGAGUUAAUUUUGAAGUAAAAAACUCGUCUAUUCUCUUAAAAUCUUAAAACAUGUUUUUUUCCAGUAUGAAUUUAAAGCGUCAGUUUUCUGGUUUCGCUAAAACUAUUUAAUCGGGAAGCUAGUAGGUACUUUGAACACAUCGCUUUAAAUAUGAACCACUUUAAGUGCUGGUU